Messenger RNA from Orcinus orca (killer whale), 9359 nucleotides. Its product is annotated as fer-1-like protein 4. Gene Ontology annotation, biological process: plasma membrane organization. Gene Ontology annotation, cellular component: membrane. Lineage: Eukaryota; Metazoa; Chordata; Mammalia; Artiodactyla; Delphinidae. The record is from RefSeq and is a predicted model, not a curated record.
AUUGGCCCUGGGACAAUGGCUCUGACCGUGUAUGCGGUGACUGACAGGGCUGCCGGGCACCCAUGACCUACAGGUGAGGCUCAGCUUUCGAGGCAUCUCUACAGCCUGUCCCCUUUCUCCCCAAGUUCCUCCAAUUCCCAGCUGUUCCGUUGGCCACACUAUGAGGCUCCACUGGCUGGGGAGUGACUGUCUGUACAGGUGGUCAGCUGCAGCCAUGUGUUCAGCCCCAGGUCUCUGGGGACGCUGGUGAUAUCCCUGCAGCAGCUACAGACUGCAGGGCAUUUGGUGCUUCAGGAGGCCCUAGUGGAUGAGAAUCUGCGCGUGUCCCCAGUCCAGGUGGAACUUGACCUGAAGUACCAGCCCCCAGAGGGUGAAACUGGAGCCUGGGCAGAAGAGGACUUUGGAGCACCCAUUCGGGACAGCUCAGAGCUGAUCAUUCCCAAUAUGGGCUUCCAGGAACUGGAGCCUGGGGAGGCCCGGCUGGAGCGGUGGGCAGUGGCAUUGGGCCGCAGGCUAGCUUGAGGAGUAGGUCAGCAGGGCGAUGAGGACAACAAGCUGGAGCUGGAGCUGGAGGACAAGCCUGAUGUGGAGCUUUCUGGCGUCGCGUUCAGCCCCCUCAAGAGCCGAGCUCGGGGCCUGGCCCGCGGGGAUCCCUUCCAGGUAUCCAGGGCCCAGGACUUUCAGGUGGGGGUCACGGUGCUCGAGGCCCGGAAGCUGGUGGGAGUCAACAUUAAUCCCUACGUGGCCUUGCGCAUUGGGAAGCAACGCCGAGUGACCGCCACGCAGCGCGGGACAAAUUGCCCCUUCUUCAACGAAUACUUCUUGUUUGAAUUUCAUGAGACCCGGCUUCACCUCCAGGACUUGCUGCUGGAGAUCACGGUGAGGCGGGUAGGGGUGAGAGGUUUCCGUCAGAGAAGGGGAGAUGCCAAAGCUCCAGGACUAACGCCACUUCCCCAGGCUUUCCAUUCGUAGACCCUCCCCUUUAUGGCCACCCGGAUAGGCACCUUCAGGAUGGACCUGGGCAUUAUCUUCGACCAGCCAGGUACUGAACCCUCCCCUCACUAUGGCCACUUCUAUCAGAAAUGGGCUUCUCUGCACGACUCCCGGGAUACACGCGCCGGGACCAAAGGUUUCGUCAAGGUCACUUUGUCCGUGAGGGCGCGCGGGGACUUGGCCCCUCCGCUGCCACCCCCGGGCCCUGGCCACAGUUCGGACAUCGAGAAGAACCUGCUGCUGCCGCGUCGGGUGGCAGCGGAGAGGCCGUGGGCGCGGCUGCGAGUGCGUGUGUACCGAGCCGAGGGGCUUCCGGCGCUGCGCCCCGGCCUGCUGGGCAGCCUGGCCCGCGCCCUGCACGACCAGCGCGUCCUCAUGGACCCCUAUGUGCGGGUGUCUUUCCUGGGGCAGCAGGGCGAGACGUCGUUGCGCGGCGAGGCGACGGCGCCCGAGUGGAACGAGCAGCUGAGCUUCGUGGAGCUCUUGCCGCCGCUGAUGCGCCGCCUUCGUCUGCAGCUACUGGACGACGCGCCCCUGGUCGAUGUGGCCCUCGCCACGCACUUGCUGGACCUGAGGCAGAUCUCGCAUCCGGGCGGGGCGGGUGAGCGCAUCUGGCCGACGCGUGCAGCCUCUGCCUGGGCCCUCUCUGCGCUGGGUCCCGCCCCCGACUGCAAACCCCAUCCUCGCGACCUAGCUCCGCUUAGAAAGGACCGGGGGCUGCAGGAGGUUGAGAGUCUGCAGCGCAGCCCCACUUCCGGGACCUGCUCACGGCUGAAGCAGGCACUGGAAGAGCUGGUGGCUGGGAGCAGACAGUUUUGCCACGGUGCUGAGCACAGGACAAUGACUCGGCCCAACGCGCUGGAUCUAUACAGAUGCCAAGGGAAACAGCUGGCGUUUAGCCUGAACCUGUUGGCAAAGCAAGGACUGUGGCUCCUUCGGGGCCUGAGACAGGGCAACGUGCAAGAGAAGGUGGCACUGGCCAAGAAGCUCCUGGUGAAACUGCGCUUCCUGGCCCAGGAGGUAAUGCCUCACCCACCCAUUUCCCCACCCUGAAUACCCUUUCUCCUAAGCCUACCAGAGCCCCAGCAAUCCCUCCUGGAUGUGCUGGUCUGGAAGCUCAGUGGGCGGCGCCAUGUGGCCUGGGCCCAUCCCGCCCAGGAUGUGCUGUUCUCUGUGGUGGAGGAGGAACGGGGCCGGGACUGUGGGAAGAUCCAGAAUCUGCUGUUCACAGCACCUGGGGAAGCCGCUGGCGAGGUCCGUGCCAAGCUGGAGCUCUUCCUGGGGCUGGAGCUGGGCAAGCAAGCCAAGGCCUGCACCUCAGAGCUCCCCCCGGACCUGCUGCCUGAGCCCUCGGCUGGGCUGCCCCUUAGCCUGGACCGGGACUACUUCAGCUCCUUCCAGCUCCGGGCUCACUUGUACCAGGCCCGAGGUGUGCUGGCAGCAGAUGACAGUGGGCUCUCGGACCCCUUCACUCGAGUCCUCAUCUCUACCCAGUGCCAGACCACAGGGUUGAGGGUCCUGGAGCAGACGCUGAGCCCUCUGUAGGAUGAACUCGUGGUGUUUGAUCAGUUAUUCGUGGUGAGGGAGCACCUGCAGGAGGAGCCCCCACUAGUGAUUGUCAAUGUCUGUGACCACAAUAAGUUUGGCCCCUCUGUGUUCCUGGGAAGGACGCUGGCCGCCCUGAGGGUAAAGCUGAUGGAGGACCCUUACCAGCAUCCUGAGUUGCAGUUCUUCCCCCUAAGGAAGGGGCCCCGGGCAGCCGGGGAGAUCAUCGCCACCUUUGAACUCAUUGAACUGGACUACAGUAGUUGACUUGAGCCCUCAGUGCCUAGUGAUGUGGAGCCCCGGGACCUGACCGCCCUGGUUGAGCCCCUCUCCGGACGCCUAUCCCUGCCACCGCACGUGCGCCCGCUGCUUAGGGAGUUCCAUGUUGAGGUACUGUUCUGGGGUUUGAGGGGCCUUGGCCGUGUGCAUCUGUUUGAGGUGGAGCAGCCCCAGGUUGUGCUGGAGGUGGCCGGUCGGCGAGUGGAGUCCGAGGUCCUGACCAGUUACCGUGAGAACCCCAAUUUCACUGAGCUCGUCAGGCAUCUGACAGUGGUCCUCUCUCCCUACCCCCAGGACCUGCCAGAGCAGCCUUAUCUGCCUCCCCUCAGCAUCCUGGUGAUUGAGUGCUGGGCCUUUGGCCGCACAGUGCUCGUGGGUUCCCACAUUGUCCCCCAUAUGCUGAGAGUCACACUCUGGAGUCAGGAGGAUCCCCCUGAGGGGGAAGGAGAGGAGGAGACAGGGUGCCCAAGGGGACCCUCCAAACAGAGGUCCCGCGAUCCCUUCUUGGCUGAAGUGGGGAUACUCAGGCGGCUCCUAAAGGCUCCUCUGAAGAAGCUCCCUCUGGGAGGCCUCCUGAAUCAAGGCCCAGAGCUGGAGGAGGACAUCCCAGAUCCUGAAGAGCUCGACUGGUGGUCCAAGUACUAUGCAUCUCUGCAGGAGCUCCAGGGGCAGACCAACUUUGAUGAGGAUGAAAUGGAUGAUGUUGGGGAUUCAGAUGGGGGCAAUCUCCUUUCUGUGGAUGGGGAAGCCCAAGACCAGGGUAAGGCUGAAGUCAAAGGCUCUGUGUCCCAGAAAAAAGCAAUCGCCACUCUGAAGAUUUACAACAGCUCCCUGGAAGAAGAGUUUAACCACUUUGAAGACUGGCUGAAUGUGUUUCCCCUGUAUCGAGGGCAAGGAGGUCAGGAUGGAGAUGGAGAGGAAGAAAGGUCUGGAAACCUUGUGGGCAAGUUCAAGGGCUCCUACCUCAUUUACCCUGAAUCAGAGGCAGUGUCCUUUUCUGAUCCCCAGAUCUCCAGGGGGAUCCCACAGAAUCGGCCCAUCAAGCUCCUAGUCAGAGUAUAUGUUGUAAAGGCUACCAGCCUGGCUCCUGCGGACGCCAACGGCAAAGCAGACCCCUAUGUGGUGGUGAGCGCUGGCUGGGAGCGGCUGGACACCAAGGAGCGCUACAUCCUCAAGUAGCUGAACCCCAUCUUUGGAGAGGCCCUACAGCUCAGCAUCUCUCUCCCUGCUGAGCCAGAGUUGACCGUGGCUGUGUUUGAUCAUGACCGCGUGGGUUCUGAUGACCUCAUCAGAGAGACCCACAUUGAUCUGGAAAACCGAUUCUAUAGCCACCACAGGGCGUCCCAGUAUGACGUGGAUGGCUACAGUGCCCGGCGUGACGCAUUUCGGCCUUCGCAGAUCCUGGCGGUGCUGUGCCUACCCUGUGGCCUCCCCCCACCUGAAUACCGAGCCGGGGCUGUCAAGGUGGGCAGCAAACUCUUUCUGACACCGCCAGAGACCCUGCCCCCAGGUAGUGGGGACUCCGAGGUGGCAAGUGAGGUCCCUGAGGAGCCCCAGGCAUUGCUGGUGCUGCGGCGCUGGCAGGAGACGCCUGGGCUUGGGAUCCAGCUGGUACCUGAGCACGUAGAAACACGGCCCCUCUACCAUCACCGCAGCUCAGGGCUGCUGCACCUCUUCCUGUGCCCCCAGGGAUCCCUUCAUGUGUGGAUUGACAUCUUCCCCGGAGAUGUGCCUGCCCCACCUCCAGUUGACAUCAAGCGUCGGCAGCCAAUCAGCUAUGAGCUCAGAGUCAUCAUCUGGAACACGGAGGAUGUAGUUCUGGAUGAUGCAAACCCACUCACUGGAGAGAUGUCGAGUGACAUCUACGUGAAAAGCUGGGCGAAGGGGCUGGAGCAAGACAAGCAGGAGACAGACGUUCACUUCAACUCUCUGACAGGGGAGGGACUUCAACAGCGCUUCGUGUUCCGCUUUGACUACCUGCCCACCGAGCGAGAGGUGAGCGUCCGUUGCUGGCCUGGACCCUUUGCCCUGGAGGAAGCUGAGUUCCGGCAGCCACCUGUGCUGGUCCUGCAGGUCUGGGACUAUGACUGCAUCUCCGCCAACGAACGACUAGGAUCCUUGGAGCUGCAGCUACCGGACAUGGUGCGAGGGGCCUGGGGCCCCGAGCUCUGCUCCGUGUGGCUGGUCCGGGACGGGGCCGGGCCAAGGCGUAAUCUGUUUCGCUGCCGCCGCUUGCGGGGCUGGUGGCCUGUAGUGAAGCUGCGGGUGCCGGAGGCUCAGGCUGGCAAGAAGAAGAGGAAGAAGAGGAAGAAGGGCCGGCCAGAAGACUUAGAGUUCUUGGACUCAGGAGGCGACGUCUACAUCCUCACGGGGAAGGUGGAGGCUGAGUUUGAGCUGCUGACUGUGGAGGAGGAUGAGAAACGUCCAGUGGGAAAGAGGCGCAAGGAGCCAGAGCCCUCGGAGAAGCCCAGCUGCCCCGAAACCUCCUUCAACUGGUUUGUGAACCCGCUGAAGACCUCCGUCUUCUUCGUCUGGCGCCGGUGCUGGCGCAUCCUGCUGCUGCUGGCGGCGCUGAUCACUGUCUUCCUCCUCCUCGUCUCCUACACCAGGCCUGGCCUGAUCAACCAGGUUACCGUCCGCCCCCUCCACCGCCCCUGACUGACCUUGGACACUCAUCCCGUAAUGCCAGCUCCUCAACUCCUGCCCCUGGUGUCCUUCCCACCAACAGGAACCAUCAUGGCGUUCCCUGCUUUCUCUGUGUAAACCUUACGAGGUAUCCACCCUGUCCCCUGAACACAUGCUGCAUAUAAUAAAUGACACUAGGGGCAGAGAACAGAUGUGUUCUUGGGUGGCCUCGGGCGCAUGAAUGCACAGGAUGGGAGGCUGCCCACGUGGCCCUGCUGCCGGGAAGGACAGGGCCCCGCGGUGGGUCACAGCCGAGGAGCCCUGGCCACCGAGGUGUCAGGCCCUCGAGCAGCCCACCUGCUGCGCCUGCUCAUGCCAGCGGCUGGGUCCCUCUCACCCCAUCUGCCGUGGCUUCUGCUGCUCCAUUGCAGCUAAGCCCUUUAUGUGCUCCGUGAACCUGUACCGACCCUGAGAGAAGGCAGAUCACUUAGGACACUUGACUGCAAGUGACAGAAAUCCUAACCCAAGCUGGCUUAAGCAAAAAGGGAAUUUAUUGGCUUACACAGCUGUAAUUCCCAGGAAUUGGUUGGCUUCAGGUGCUGUUUGCCUCAGGGUUCAAACAAUGUCACUAGGACUGGUUCUCUGCCUGAGCUUGGCGCUGCAGUCCUCAGGGGAAGCUCAUUUGCAGACAGGGUCUCUCCUCGGAAGUGCAGGACGGCUGCAGCAACCCCACGUCUCCCCAUAGGCAUGUCCGGAAGGAAAGAAAGCUUUCCUAGGCCUGACAGAUGCUAGCUUGCUCUGGGUCACUGGGGUGUGGGUGUGGGAUGGGAUAUGCUGAUUGGGGCCCUCCCCUGGGGCUUAGGGUGGGAGCUCAGCCCUCUUCCCAAAUCACACAAGCAGACAGUGGGCGGGGAGGUUCCCAGAGGAAACCCAGGAUACCUUAACAAGGGGGAAUGGUUCCCGGGUGACUAAAAAAACAAGGCUCACUACAGCUGACAAUAUCACCCGCAAUUCAUAAAUGAGACAAGGGCCCACCAAUAACACGUCCAAGGUCACAGCUCGUAAGUGGCCACAUCAGAGCUGGGUCUCAUGUCCGGCUGCCUCCAGAAGUUUUGCUGUCAUUGCCCUACUCUGCUUUCUGUCCUCCGCUUCUCCCCUCACUACUGUCUUACACUGAAACUCCCUGAGAAAUGACUGGCUGAACUGACCAGCUACUAAUGUCCCUGGUUGCUUGGGCUGUGCAGUGGUGAGGUCUCAGGGCCGGUUCCCCACACAUCUUAAGGGCUGUAAUGGGAAGGCCUGACUAGGUCCAGAGCCAGAGUCUGAUGCUAGCCCUGCUUCAGAAUGGCCACUGCUACCUUCCCUCCCUGUUUUUCAGUUCUGUGUCCACCCAGGAAAUUGCAAAGGACCUAGCUGUACCCUUCUGGGCACCAGGAGCCAGCAGGCACUUGGCACAUCGCAGGGUCAGUGAGCAGGAGGGGAUCAGGUGACUGAGCCCAGGGUGGCAGGGAGGGGCCCCAGCUUAAGCCACCACUGAGGUGGCAACCCCCAGCCUGCAGCCAGGGCCUAUUACCAGUGGGGUCGGAAACUCACAAGGCUGGGGGCCAGGAUGACUCCAGGAAGCUCAUCCUGGACAGGUCCAUCUAAGCCCUGGGGCUGAACCCAAAAGGCCUGAAGGCCACGGUGGGAGGGACUGAUGAUGGGGCUGUGGAGUGAACAUCAGUCUGGUUUGAAUCAAGUCCUAUUAAGCAGGGACGUCCACGUGGGGCUCCCAGGGGCACCUGGCUCUGCAAAGUCAGUCCUGACUGCCUUUGAUAAGUGGCUGUGAUGAGGGUUGUUCCCACGCUCCAGCCAGACCCAAGAACCACACAGAGACCAGCGAGUACUAUCACAAUUGAUAGAUUUACCAACCUGGGGCCGCGACUGACUCUUUGCAGAGGGGGUGUGCGGGGUGGGUGGGGUAAGAGGCUGGGAAAAUGACCACAAGGCCAAAGGAAAACAGGGACUUGUUGGGGGGGAAGGACGGACAACUAUGUUGUCUUCCCUAGAUCAAUUUUCUUCUGGAUGGCUCGAGCCGAGUGGUAGAUGAGAGAGUCGAUGAGUCCGGCCACUGGGGAGAGAGACGAGGGCUGGCACUGGCCCAGGUGGGCUCUUGGCUUGACCUCCGGGCCUUGUCACCUGACUGGCCAGGCCAGCAUCCCCCCCCUUGGCCCUUGAAGUGCCCCUCCUCCCUCAACCAAAACCUAGUGGGGGGAGUCAAGCUUUACACUCCCCAUCAAGCCCUGAACCCCAGACAGACACCCUCGAGCUUCUAACCUGUGAACAUGCCCCCGAUGAUAGCGCACACGCCUGUCAGGAAGUGUGUGAAGGACCUGGCAGAGGGGCGGGGGAGGGUCAGCAGGCACCCCGCUCCCUGCCGGCCCAGGCCCCUCCCUUUCCCUGCCCUCACCUGUGCUUCUCCGUCAGCUUCACCAUCAUGGGCGAGAGCUCGUACAGCACGAAGACUCCAGGAAGCCCCUGAUCGCCCAUCAGCCCAUUGGCGACCUUCUCAUGUCUGGUCACAGAGAACUGAUUUGUCCUCAGCACCUGGGACGGGACGGGAGCCUGGGCCAGGGCUGGGUCUAUGACCUGGCUCCCAACCCUGCCGCCCCACCCCUGCUCCUACCCCUGGUGUUGCAGUGCCUUGACUGUGUGGAGGAGAAAACGAGGCCCCACCUUGGAAACAAACACUGCAAGGCCUGGGGACCACCUAGAUGCCCUCUCCCAGCCUGACCAUCCCAGCUUCCCCUCCAGUCACCAGCUCUUUACAGCUUCUCAAUCCCAGCUACGUUUGGUGGACCCUCUCAAUGGGGGUCCAGGGGCGAGAAGCAACUCUCCAAGGCUGUACCACAAGCUCCUGGCGAGGCUGGGCCUGACUUCCUCUCUGCUCAGUCCCUUGCAUUCUACCAGUCUGCGGAGACGCUGCUCCACAGGCCACAGCAGAGACGGGAGGAAGGGGCAUGGGCGGGUUGACCUUGCUAGCUCCUGGCUCAGGGCAGAUAACAGGGGACAGUGAGGCAGACAGAGAGUGGACACGGGAGGAGUGGAUGGAGGUACUUUGGGCAAGUAGGAAAAGCGCUUUGAAAUCUGACAGCCUGGGGCCUGAGCUCUGGCUGUGAGGGCAAAUCACCUACCCUCUCUGAGCCUCACCUUGUCACCCAUCAUAUGGGGAUAAGAGCAGGACUCCGCUUCCCAGCUUGAAGGAACUCAGGUGCCUGGCACCAAGAGGGUGCCCGGAUGUCUGAGCUCCCUCAGACUCACCUCCCCAUCUACCUUCAUGUACACCGUGGGCACCACCUUCACAAAGUACUGGAACAUCAUGGAGGCUGCAGGGAGAAGAGGGCACUGGGCGUGGGUGCAGGCAGGGCUUGGGUAGCUGGGGGCUACCUCCCAGGCUGGUACCUUGGGGUGCAGUGACGUUGGUGUGGUCCAGGGGGUUCACAAUGCCCGGGUAGUCCUCCCCGAAUGACAGGUGCUGGAUGUAGUGGGUCAUGUUGAUCUGCAAGCAACACCAGCUCCUGGGUCUUGGAGCACUCGAGGCCCUGAAAGGCCCCUCCCUCUCAAAGGCUCUUCAGACAGGAGCAGACAGGGGCACCUGGGUCUGGGGAGUGGUGUGUAGAGAUGGGCCAAGGGCUGGGCCCUGCCUAGGAGAACCUGCUUGAGACAGGCACCCCCACCCCACCUAGGAAGUCCUUCCUCAGGGUCUGGGGGCUCCUGGGGCUCCAGAGUUUGAGGCUCUGGCUGCACCCACCCAUUAGCCAAGCACAGACUGGACAUGGGCCCUGUGUGGCAGGUGCUGGCUUUGCCUGGAGGCGCCCCAGAUCUCCCAGCUCCGGCGCCUGUCCUGCUCCUGUCUAGAUCAAACAGCCAUUAGAGGG